This is a messenger RNA of Monosiga brevicollis MX1, 861 nucleotides long. RefSeq lists its product as uncharacterized. NCBI's taxonomy places the organism in Eukaryota, Choanoflagellata, Craspedida, Salpingoecidae. The record is from RefSeq and is a predicted model, not a curated record. The coding region runs from base 1 to 861 and encodes 286 amino acids. The transcript is spliced from 6 exons.
AUGAUAAAUUUACUUGCCAAGCGCCAGCAAAAGCAGAUGGCUCGCUUCAAGCUGCCUUUGAACGGUUUCGCAAUCAACGCCGGGCCAACCUACAGCAGGCUCAACGAAAAGCUCAGGAGAAACGAGCAGCCCGGACACCGGAGCAGCGCCAAGCUCUACGCCAGCGAUUUCUCCAGCAGGUCCGCGUGCUUGCCAACCGUAUCUUCCACGACGUACACCACCCGCACCCUCAUGGCGCAUCGCCUGUUUCAGAUCAAAUCCUACAUGGGCAUCCCGUACUCGCGCAAAUACCACCGCGAUCCCAGCUACUGCUGCGGCUUGGUUCGCCAGGCUCUUCGCGAUCUUGAAAAGGAAUUUGGCUUCUCUGUCGGUCCCUGGAACCAGGCCUACCAGUUUGAUACCCUGCCGGUGGCCCUGACCCCAGAAACCAUGCAGCCCGGCGACUUGGUUUUCAUCUCUGGUGACUACUUUCGCCCCACGAAACGCACGCAACGUCACCAAAUGGUCCACGUGGAAGUUUGGUUGGGCGAAGGCGAAAAGACCAUUGGAGCGCGCCACCAAACGGGGGUUAUACAGGUUCACGACUCGUACAAGUUUGUCAGCAAGUCGUACGGCAACAUGCAAUUCUACUUCCGCUCCAUCGAUACCUGGCUAGAUGGGGUGUGCAAGAGCCAUUGCACCGAGCACGAUUGGCUCAGCAAAGCCGAGCGGCGGAACAAGUACUCCCUCUUUGGUACGUCUGGCAUUGAGGCAAGCCAGGACCUUCUUGGCAACGCUCAAGACGCCACCGAUACGGCCCGUGAGGAAGAGGCGGAUCAGGACGCUGACAUUGCAGCGAGUGAUGACGACGAGUUGGAGUAG